AUGUGUGCUGUGCGUAGACCAUUACCACUAAACCUCGGUGAAACUCGACGCGUUCCCGGUAUCAUACUGCCCGUUGAAAUAGGACCUAGCACACAGCUGAGCAAUCGGACAGAUGUCAUAAUCAAUGGUCAUAAGGUCACAGUAGAAGCAAAAGACCUAGAAGAAAAGGAGGAAUUAGGUCGAGGAGAAUAUGCUCGAGUUUACCGAAUGUACCAUGCUCCAAGCAAAUCCCAAUUUGCUGUUAAAAGACUCCCUUUUGAAGUGGAAACAUCAGAUCGGUCCCGUAUUCUCAACGAUUGGAAUGUGAGCAUGAGAACCUCAACUUGCCCUUACGCCGUGCUCUCCUACGGAGCCCUCUCAGUAGGUUGCGAGUUUUGGGUGGUUAUGGAGCUUAUGGACGACUCUCUCGAUAAAUUUCUUCAGAAGGUCUACCAGCAAGGUAAGACAAUCCCAGAAAACCUCCUGGCCUACAUUGCCUUUUGUGUGGUCACGGCUCUGGAGUACCUACGGAAUGAUCUCGUGACUAUGCAUCGCGACGUCAAACCCUCCAAUAUCCUCAUUGACCGUGCUGGGCAUGUCAAGGUCUGCGACUACGGAGUCUCGGGAGAACUGAAGAACUCCAUGGCGCAAAGCAACACCGGUACCUGCCGUUAUAUGGCUCCAGAACGUAUUGAUCCCAGUCGGAGCUCUGGCGGUGGUUUUCGUAUCCAAGCAGACGUCUGGAGUUUGGGUUUAACCCUCCUUGAGCUGGCCACCGGCCAACAUCCAUAUGAAAACUUUGUAAACCAAUUCGAACUGCUCAAGCAUGUUGUCCAUGAAGCGCCUCCAACAAUCCCAGCCUCACUGCCCUACUCAGACGCUUUUCGGAACGUAGUCUCCCAAUGCCUCGUGAAGGAGGAGUCCCAGCGCGCCAAUUACCUCCGUCUCCUCGACUCGCCCUUCCUGCGUUCUGUCAAUGUGGAACGCGACGCCGCUCUAAUGGCUACGUUUGUUAACGAGAUACUUGACCGUCACAGCCACGAUAACCAACAGAAAUAG
Molecule: messenger RNA, 1038 nt
Organism: Rodentolepis nana
Lineage: Eukaryota; Metazoa; Platyhelminthes; Cestoda; Cyclophyllidea; Hymenolepididae
Source: the annotation of a GenBank genome assembly